Paramacrobiotus metropolitanus is the source of this 1913-nucleotide messenger RNA. Its product is annotated as atrial natriuretic peptide receptor 1-like. NCBI's taxonomy places the organism in Eukaryota, Metazoa, Tardigrada, Eutardigrada, Parachela, Macrobiotidae. Bases 1 to 1893 code for a protein of 630 amino acids. Gene Ontology annotation, biological process: cGMP biosynthetic process; receptor guanylyl cyclase signaling pathway; protein phosphorylation. Gene Ontology annotation, molecular function: protein kinase activity; guanylate cyclase activity; ATP binding. The transcript is spliced from 13 exons. The record is from RefSeq and is a predicted model, not a curated record.
AUGAUACCGGCGAUUGCCGGAUCAGUGAGCGUUCUGGUGGUUCUACUGAUACUGAUCCCGAUUGGAGUCUACACAUAUAUUCAGAAAACUAUUGCGGCCAAACGAGAUCCUUACUGGUGGAGAAUCUACCGACGGGAAUUGGUUCUUGUUGUGGGUAAUGGAACCGGCAUCGCGGACGACUACCGUGUCGUGGAUGGUGAUAUUGGUGACACCCUUGGGCCUCGUGAACGUUCGGUUACGUUUUCCGAACCAAUCGAGAAAUCGUUUUCCGGAAAAGGUGAUCUGGUUCAACUGGAUGCAGUUGCACGAGCGUACUAUGCGCUGCCUGUAAUAUACCGUUCAAAUCCAGUCGGAUUGGCGGAUCUGCCGCAGCCCAAACACAAAGCGUCACCGCGGGUAGUGAAGAGUGUCACGCCGCUAAAAGCACUGCACCAUACAAAUCUCCAUCAUUUUAUCGGAAUUGUGCUCAGCGACGACAAUGUAUGCCAGUACACUGUUGGCGAGUUAUGCCAUCGCAGAACACUGACUAAUUUGCUCCUGGCGGAAAGCUUUCCGCUUGAUCAAGCCUGCAAGAAUUCCCUAAUCAUGGAUAUUGUCGAUGGUAUGAACAUGCUUCACGGCAGCGACAUUAAGUCUCACGGGAAUUUGACAUCGGGGACUUGUCUAAUUACUAGUCAGCUAGUGCUGAAGGUCACCGAUUACGGUAUUCCCAUGCUGACCCGCCCACUUCACUGGACCGAGCCACCGUCGAAUUCACAGACGGAGAGGAAUUUCUAUACUUUGCUGUGGCGCGCUCCGGAAUUAUUACGGCACAAGAUGAAUCCGUUUGGCACACAACAAAUUAUACUUCGCUCUGGACCGUUCCGAUUAGAAGACUCUGCUAUCACCAAUGACAAAGCUAGGGAAAUAGUUGCAGAAAUUCAGCACGGCUCCGUUCCUCCAUUACGACCGCCCGUUCCCAGCGUGGCUUGUAACCCGAGGAUUUACGGCCUCAUGGAAACCUGUUGGGAGGAGAAUCCUGAUGAACGCCCAGCGUUUUCCCGAAUACGCUCCACAGUCAACCGAAUCAUCGGUCAGUCCGAGAGGAACUUGAUCGGUAGCUUAAUGAAAUCUAUGGAGAAGUACGCCAUCACGCUGGAAUCCCAAGUCGAGGAACAGACACGCAAUUUCAUGGAAGAAAAGCGCCGAUCCGAGCAAAUGCUGAGCUUUCUGCUUCCUCAAUCCAUCGCCGACGCAAUGCAGCGACGCGAAGCCGUCCAUCCGGAAAUGUUCGACAGUGCCACCGUCUGCUUCGCUGAUGUGCCCAUGUUGUCCGAAAUGCUCGAAAGUGGCUCCUCGCUGAAAUGGAUCGUCGAUGUUCUGAACUCUUUAUGCGGCAUUUUUGAUACCGUAACCCGGAAGUUCGAAGUGUACGACGUGGAAACGAUCAACGAUGCUCACCUUCUUGUUAGUGGAGUACCCGUACGGAAUGGCCAGGAACAUGCCAAAGAAAUUGUGUGUAUGGCGGCGGAGCUGCUGCACGAUACGAACAAGUUGUCCGCACAUACGGACGGACUGGCCAACAGACGAAGCAGCAGCUUGAGCUACAAGAAUCUCAGUGAAGAGUUUGAUCUGCGGUUCGGAAUUAAUACGGGUCCCUGUGUGGCAGGCGUUAUAGGACUGAAGUUGCCACGUUACUGCCUGUUCGGCGACACGGUCAAUACGGCGGCCAGGAUGAAAACAUACGGAAUCGCAGCUGGAAAAAUACAUAGCAGCUUAUCAACCAAGUACUUGCUGGACCGGACAUGUCCCGAUCGAUUUUUAUUUACCAGUCGCGGGAAAAUCGACAUAAAGAGCAAAGGCUUUAUGGAGACGUACUGGGUAGUGGAUAGCACGCAGCAACUUCCGUCCUAAACAGAAUACGGAUUCCCCGG